AAUUACUUAUUCUCUGUAUGCAGAAUACACUUUUAACUUCUAUAUAUUCACCAUCUUAACCACUUCUUCAUUUCUAGCAGCCAAUUUUAAGUAAUGUCUUCAAUACCACCACAAAGAAACACAUACUCAAACGUGAUUGAGAUGGAGAUGUCUGAGAAUGAGGAAGUAAGGAUUGAAAUCCCUGAUAAUAAUUCAACCGACAACGCUAUCGUGGUCAGGGAAUGGGAAGGCUGCCUUAAAGGCAAUGCGGUCACUAAACGCUCCCAACGACGUAUUGAAAGAGUGCCCCCGUUGAUCUUCAAAUGCGAGAAAGGUAAAAGAAACCAAGAGUGUUACGAGCCUGCAGUGGUUUCACUUGGCCCAUACCACCAUAACCAAACCGAACUGGCCCAAGCCGAGAAGUACAAACUCAUAACCCUUGAAGAGUUUCGCUUGAGCUGCACGAAAAUUACCAUGGGUGACUUAUACAACAAGGUGUUUGAAGUGGUUGAAGAGGCCAGAAACUGCUAUAUCGAUGGUUCCACAGAUGGUUACACCGAUGAGGAGUUUGCUCGAAUGAUGUUACGUGACGCUUGCUUUGUUUUAUUCUUCAUAGAGUGCAUAUCAUGUGCAAAGAAUAAGGUGUUGCUAAAUAACGAGUAUUUGGGCGCGUUAGGGUUCGCAAAUGUAGUUCGUGACAUCUUCUUGCUAGAGAACCAGAUCCCGUUUGUGGUACUCAAAGUUUUGUUAGAGUUGAGAUUCCCCGCCGAUAAUAAAGGCGGCGAAGAUAUUCUAAAUAGGUUCUUUAACUACUUGAACUAUGGUGAGGUGAUCACCGGGGGCGAAAAGGUUCUCGAUCACAAGCAACCACUACAUCUUCUCGAGCUUUACAGGUCUUAUUUCAUCUCGCUUAAAGUUUCUCUUGGUCUCGGUUCCACUCAUUCUAGCAAGUGGCCGCGAAAGUGGAAAAAAGUGACCGAAUCAAGUGAAGACUAUAACUACGUAAAACGAAAUCGUUCGUUUGCGUCAGUAACGGAACUCAAAGCGAAAGGGAUUUUCUUAAAACGUAUUUGCAACGAGUCUUCGAAUGAAGACAUAAAGUUUCUGUCACAUUUUUGCUACGGCGAGCUAGAGCUUGUACGUAGAGCAGUGUCCUCGAAUACAAAAGCUAUCUACUUAAACAUGAUCGCCUAUGAGAUGUGCGCGCAUAACCCCAAUGACUUUAGAGUCUCAACUUACAUUCGAGUAAUGAAAUCUUUGGUUAUCCAGCGCGAUGAUGUGAAAGAGUUACGAAACCAUAACAUACUGCUUCAUAGUCUUGGUCGUGAUGAAGAAGUGGUGAAGAUGUAUGAUGAGAUUGAUGUACCCGCGGUUAAUCUUUACAUGUUUAAUCAGCUCCGGAAAGAGAUCGAGCAUCACUGCAGUAGCAAGUAUAAGACGUGGGCCGCAGAGCUAAUAACCGGGUACUUUAGUAGUCCAUGGAAGACGGUUGCUUUGUUGGUCGCUUCGGCUAUUUUGUUUACUAGUUUUCUGCAGACUUACUUCACCAUCAGGCCGCUUCCGGAUGACUCGAAUGCGGAUAUGAUUAAGCUUCUUAGACACUGUGUAUACUCUAAGCAACCACCCACAAAACUUGCUUGAUUUUAAAAUUAUAAAGAUAACUGCAGCUGGAAAUCGAGUAUAUACGCACAACAGUUUCAUAUUGAUGAAGUCGAUAG
This is a messenger RNA of Helianthus annuus (common sunflower), 1697 nucleotides long. Its product is annotated as UPF0481 protein At3g47200. The transcript has 4 exons. The record is from RefSeq and is a predicted model, not a curated record. Lineage: Eukaryota; Viridiplantae; Streptophyta; Magnoliopsida; Asterales; Asteraceae. The coding region runs from base 94 to 1620 and encodes 508 amino acids.